Molecule: messenger RNA, 1635 nt
Organism: Cutaneotrichosporon oleaginosum
Lineage: Eukaryota; Fungi; Basidiomycota; Tremellomycetes; Trichosporonales; Trichosporonaceae
Molecular function (GO): protein binding
Source: RefSeq, a predicted model, not a curated record
AUGCAGCCUCCCGGUAUUUACAACCAUCACCGGCUUCCUCCUGCCGCAGCCCAGACAGGCGGACCCCCCGCCAAUGUCCCCCCACAGGCAUCCCGCCUUAUGGAGGCCUUUGAUAUGAUCAAAGGCGAGUACGACAAUGCUCUUGCCGAGGCAGCUGGCUGGAAGGCUCAGCGCGACGAAUAUGAAAGCCAACUCAAUCAUCAGAUCCAGGAGCUGACCGCUAUUCGGAAAGCGCUGUAUGAGUUGGAGACUCAGCACACCAAGCGAGGUCAAGAACAAGAGGCCGAGAUUGUGCGACUUCGGCGAGAGAACGAGAUGUUGCGUGCCGCAGCCGCAUCCAACGGCCCCAUGCCCACGGAUAUUCGUGGCCCCGAUGGCUACGCUCCUCUGGCACCACCGGCGAACGGAGGUGGAGGAGAUGUCGGGUCCUCGCGCUCAUCAUACCCCCCUCCUCCCAUUCAACGACCCCUCUCGACUGGCAUCGACCGCCGCGACUCCCGCUCAGUGCCACCACAGGGUAGCCCCACGCCUCUGCUCUCCGACCUCGAUCCCGAGAAUGUUUCGCGCGAGUUGAAGAAGGAAGGUUCCGACUGGUUCGCUAUCUGGUCGCCCAAGGUCAAGAAGCAGCUGGAUGUGUCGCUGGUUCACUCUCUAGGGCACGAUACUGUUGUCUGCUGUGUAAAGUUUUCAAACGACGGCAAGUAUCUCGCAACGGGUUGCAAUCGCACCGCUCAGAUCUACGACACGAAGACUGGCGCCAAGACGUGUGUACUGCUCGACGAGUCAGCACCGCGCACAGGUGAUCUUUACAUUCGCAGCAUCUGCUUCAGCCCAGAUGGCAAGUUCCUUGCUACUGGCGCGGAGGAUCGUCAGAUUCGGGUGAGUUGGACUACAAUUUGGGACAUCAAGCAGCAACGCAUCCGUCAUCUACUCCAAGGACACAUGCAGGAGAUCUACUCGCUCGACUUUAGCAGAGACGGACGCUUCCUUGUCUCGGGUUCUGGUGACAAGUCUGCACGUGUUUGGGACAUUGAGAAGGGCGCGUGCAUUUUCGAUCUGCGUAUCGAGGACUUUGUCCACAACGAGCACGGCCCGAUCGAUGCCGGAAUCACGUCUGUUGCUCUGUCUCCGGACGGGAAGCUUGUCGCCGCCGGCUCGCUGGACACCAUGGUGCGCGUCUGGAACGUCCAGACGGGACAGCAGGUGGAGCGGCUCAAGGGACACAAGGACUCGGUGUACAGCGUCGCGUUCUCACCCGACGGCAAGUCGCUCGUCUCCGGCUCUCUGGACCGCACAUUGCGGGUCUGGGAUCUUGCGCAGACCAAGCGCGCCGUGGAGCACUCUCCCGCCGGCUCCAAGGAGGUCGAAAAGGGAUUGGGCACAUGCGCGUCCACGCUAAAUGGGCACAAAGACUAUGUUCUGUCGGUGGCCAUCUCACCCGAUGGACGAUGGGUCGUCUCGGGCUCAAAGGAUCGCUCUAUCGAGUUUUGGGACAUCCUGAGCGGGCAGGCGCAGUUCAUGCUGCAGGGGCAUAAGAACUCGGUCAUCUCGAUUGAUCUCGCGCGCUCAGGUGGCCUUCUUGCCUCUGGCUCUGGCGAUUGUCACGCCAGGAUCUGGAGCUAUGGACCACCCUAG